Molecule: messenger RNA, 4196 nt
Organism: Mugil cephalus (flathead mullet)
Lineage: Eukaryota; Metazoa; Chordata; Actinopteri; Mugiliformes; Mugilidae
Gene: slc2a1b
Product: solute carrier family 2 member 1b
Exons: 10
Coding region: 393-1868 (491 amino acids)
Biological process (GO): monosaccharide transmembrane transport; response to insulin
Cellular component (GO): basolateral plasma membrane; apical plasma membrane
Molecular function (GO): hexose transmembrane transporter activity
Source: RefSeq, a predicted model, not a curated record
GCUCGUGUUCCCCGAAAAGCUGUUUCCAUGAGACAUACAGGGCGAUACUAGAGAAAGGCGCACACUCACAUCUGGGAAGAGCUUUCAUCCACGAUUCCUGCGAAAUAAAGCAGCUCCACAACAAAACGUGGGACAGGAGAGAGUAAAGAGAGCCGACCUCCAGCUCCAGCUGCCGGGCUUGUGACGAGAAACAAGCGAGAGACAGAAAACAAAAACUGGACUGAAAUUUAAAAGUUUUCCAGAGGGAGAAGAAACUCUUGAAGAUGGGUGAUUUGUGAAGAUUUCUAAAAGAUUUCUAAAGAGCCCCAAAAAACACCCCGAGGAAGAUCUUCCAACGCGACAGACAAGAAAAGAACAGCAGACAAAGACAUAUUUGACUUCACUGCGCUGCCAUGGAUUCAGGAAAGCAAAUAACCCUCCCGCUGCUGAUGGCCGUCGGAGCGGCUGUGAUUGGCUCCCUGCAGUUUGGAUACAACACAGGUGUCAUCAAUGCGCCCCAGAAGAUUAUCGAGAAAUUCAUCAACGAAACGUGGUUCGAACGUUACAAUGAGCCCAUCUCCAAAACCUCCCUGACAGCCGUGUGGUCCAUCUCUGUCUCCAUCUUCUCUGUCGGAGGCAUCUUUGGUUCAUUCUCUGUCGGACUCUUUGUCAACCGCUUGGGAAGGAGGAACUCGAUGCUCAUGGCCAACGUCCUCGCCUUCAUCGCAGCCAUCCUGAUGGGCUUCUCCAAGAUGGCGAGCUCCUGGGAAAUGCUCAUCAUUGGUCGUUUCGUGGUCGGCCUCUACUCCGGCCUCUCCACGGGCUUCGUUCCCAUGUACGUCGGCGAGGUUUCCCCAACGGCCCUCCGAGGAGCCCUGGGCACCCUGCACCAGCUGGGCAUCGUCGUCGGCAUCCUCAUCGCACAGGUGUUUGGAUUGGAGGCGAUCAUGGGCAACGACGACCUGUGGCCGCUCCUCUUGGGCUUCACCUUCAUCCCCGCCGUGAUCCAGUGCGUGCUGCUGCCUCUCUCCCCCGAGAGCCCCCGCUUCCUGCUCAUCAACAAGAACGAGGAGAACAAGGCCAAGACUGUGCUGAAGAAGCUCCGCGGCACCUCAGACGUGAGCGCUGACAUGCAGGAGAUGAAGGAGGAGAGCCGGCAGAUGAUGAGGGAGAAGAAGGUGACCAUCCUGGAGCUUUUCCGCUCGCCCGUCUACCGCCAGCCCAUCAUGAUCGCCAUCAUGCUGCAGCUCUCCCAGCAGCUGUCUGGCAUCAACGCUGUGUUCUACUACUCCACUCGUAUCUUUGAGAAGGCCGGAGUCGAGCAGCCAAUCUACGCCACCAUCGGAGCCGGAGCUGUCAACACAGCUUUUACAGUGGUGUCGCUGUUUGUCGUCGAACGUGCAGGACGCAGGUCUUUGCACCUCCUAGGGCUCCUGGGAAUGGCUGGAGCCGCCCUCCUCAUGACCAUUGCCUUGGCUCUGCUGGAGCAACUCAAAUGGAUGUCCUACUUGAGCAUUGUGGCGAUUUUCGCCUUCGUGGCCUUCUUUGAGAUCGGACCGGGUCCCAUCCCCUGGUUCAUCGUGGCAGAGCUGUUCUCGCAGGGACCCAGGCCUUCAGCCAUCGCUGUGGCCGGAUUUUGCAACUGGACUGCCAACUUCAUAGUGGGAAUGGGCUUUCAGUAUGUUGAGGAGCUGUGCGGCGCCUACGUGUUUGUCAUCUUCAUCGUGCUGCUGCUCAUGUUCUUCAUCUUCACUUACUUCAAAGUGCCAGAGACCAAGGGCCGGACGUUCGACGACAUUUCGUCCGGCUUCCGGCAGACGACCGCCGCUGGAAUGGAAAAGCACUCGCCGGAGGAGCUGAACAGCCUGGGAGCCGAUUCUCAGCUCUGAGUGGCUGAUUCUGGACUUUGCAGACAAACUCUUCCUCAGACCGAGGGGCCUGCCGGCUAGAAAUAGACUGAUCCACUGGUAGAGUAAUUUUCACGCUGUCACCACAUUUCGGGCGUUGUCACCAAACGCAGAACAGACCUGUGUGAUUCUCCAACAUGGUGUCCUCGGCUGCUCCUCUCACGUCACACAGGGACACUCCAUGGGCACUAUGUCGCCCAGCAAAUGUGGAGAGGGGAGCUGAGGAUAGAGGGGAGGGUUUUUAAUAUUUUAAAGAUAUUUUUAAAUAAGGAAAGGGUGUGUCGGCAUCAAUCAACCAACCUUUUUUAAUAACUAUUUUUCACUGAACAUAUUUCUGAUACGUGCUUAUGCUGUGUUCUUUGUGGCCUGUUACAGUACUAUCUGGUUUAGGGGCGCUGUUGAAACAAGUGUGCAAAAAAAAAAAUACAUACAUACUGUAAUGCUGUAUUACUUCAGACUUUAGCACUGUAGACGCUGCACGUCAAGACUCUCCACUAGAUGGAGCAGUGCCUUUAAAAAACACAAAAAGGUCCAGAUGCUCCACGGAGAGGAAGUUGUAAGUAUAUUAUUUUUUAAGAGCGUGCACGAACUGUCAUAUGCUGUUUUAAAGAUAUUUAUUAGGUUUUCCGUAGAUCCCUAUAAAUAUUUAGUUUUUAUUUUAGAUUUUUCACCCUGAAAGUGUCAUUCUUUUUUUUUGUAUAAUAUUUCUGGUCGUAAAAAUUAAACGGUGUCCAAAUUAUUGAUUUUUACAACUGAUCUGCAUACGACUAACAUUGAAUGGUUUUAUACCAGAGCACUGAACUUGGCAGUGAAGCUGAAUCGAUGAAUCACUCGUUCAUUCGUUCGCACCACGACAUGAGGCAAAGCCUCCACGCACAAUCACCCGCCACAAAACCAAAAAGAAAAAAAUGGGAUAUUUGUGACUUCAAGUCCCGGGUCGAAAAACGAUCAAUCCUCCUCAGCCUUGUUCUGGGAACAGUUUCAGGCGAGGGAGGCUUGAGCCAGAUGAAAAGCUUCUGUCGGUGGGGGAUCUUCUCUUUAAGCACCUCUCUCUGUUACCUGGAGAGCUUCACGAGACAGGUGAAUUGGAUCUUUUCACACAAUCAGGGGCUGCAGUGCUGUCCCCAUCAGAAGCAGAAAAAAAAAUAAAUAACGUGGACCAAAAUGAAUGGAAUUUUUAUUUUAUCUGUUAUCCUGAAAAUGCUCAAACAUCCAUUUAAGUGUGUUGAGAUGUGGACACUUACUGCUGCAGUGCAAGGCCUGUGUCCAGCCUUGAGUGCUCCGUUGCACGGUAUUGUGUUGCUCUCACUCUUUCCCUCUCCCUCAGUCGUUUGUGUGCUACAGCUGCUGGAAAAGAUUCCGUAGACUCGCUCAUUUGGCCUAAUUGUUACAAGUCAAUCACUGUUGUUUCACCUGUCUUCUCUAUAAAUGUUUGAGGAAGGAUAUCUUUUUAGCAGCACUUUAUUAUUCACAGCAAUAUUUCUGACACUGAGGCUGUUGUUGUUUGUACUCACAGCGUGAUGACUUUGUUACUAAAGACAGAUUGAAGUACUGCUGAUGGAAUACUUGAUGUUUCUCCAAUGGAAGUGUAUCAUUCGUUCAUAUCUUACUACGAAUGUAUGUACGCGGACGACAUUUGAUAAUAUACGGUAAAUAGUCGUUGUCGCGUGAGGACGACCCAUCAGUCAAAAAAAAAAAAAAAAAACCUCACGAUCAUUCCAUAAUUGGUUGUACAUAAUGUAACGUGAUUUGUCGUUUGAAAGUACUGUAAUGUCUACUCCGUGUGCCUUUCACAUAUCUUCACCAGCACCAAGCGACGCACGUCCUCCGCACGGACUGUUGCGAACGUCACAAACUGUAUGUCACGUGCCGCGGACUCGCGAAUCCGCUCGGGCAUUGAAAUGUUGAUGAGGCCUCCCGCCGACGGUCUGAACACAGGGGACGAUGUAAAUGUGAAACAAGCGUCAGCUUCGCUCCACUCCACAUUAUAUUGGCGUUUUGAAGUUUUUAUUUUCAUAGAUAAAUUAUUAGUUCUGCAGCGCUGUGCAUUUAGAUUCCUCACUGCUUUCUGUCCUCUUCGUGAUUCCAUAUAGGUGAAGAUACCAUUGUGGCUUAAUGAUACUGUAAUAAUUUUAUUCUAAGGUUUUACAUGUAGAAUUUUGUUCAGUAGCGUUUCCACUUUAGAGCACAGAGUAUAUUGGAAUAUUUGUUAUAAUAAAAACAUCUGUGUGUAUGGUGUUGGAAUGUUUCCUCUGAUGGUGGUGAUGAUGAUGAUGAAAAAGUUUGAGUAAAAUAAAACAUACAUGCAGA